Messenger RNA from Mollisia scopiformis, 2155 nucleotides. Its product is annotated as carboxypeptidase S. The transcript is spliced from 3 exons. The record is from RefSeq and is a predicted model, not a curated record. Gene Ontology annotation, molecular function: metallocarboxypeptidase activity. Lineage: Eukaryota; Fungi; Ascomycota; Leotiomycetes; Helotiales; Mollisiaceae. Bases 125 to 1855 code for a protein of 576 amino acids. Gene Ontology annotation, cellular component: fungal-type vacuole lumen.
GUCGGCAUUGGCCCCCUGUAUUUCAUAGCUGCCAAGAGUGGGGUGAACUGUAUCUUGGCUUCCCCAUGCUCAAGUGUUGAAUCCUCUCUUCAUAAUCCAUCUAUCUAGAAUCUGGAACUCAAUCAUGGAGAAACCAGAUCUCAAUUCACCAAUUGCCCGUGAUAGCACGACUGAAAGCGGCAGCCGAGUCCACAAAAGGAUUGUCAGGACAUUGAUACCACUUGCAUUUGCACUUGCCUAUGUAACUAUCUUCCAUCUUGCCCCGCCACAGAUCACAUGGAUACACAAACCUGCUCCGAAUUACGCAGCACGGUGUGUUCAACCCGCUGCCCUCUUCCCGGAAGACAAUCCCGACCUGUCGAAAGCAUUCGACUACAUCUCCAGCCUGGCCUUCAAAAAUGCCACCAUCGAGCGUCUUUCCAACGCCGUGAAAAUCAAGACUGAGACGUUUGAUGAUCUAGGUGAAAUCGGGGUCGAUAAACGAUGGGAUGUCUUCUAUGGCUUUCAUGAUUAUCUUGAAAAGACCUUUCCACUCGUUCAUGAAACGUUAAAGGUGGAAAAGGUCAACACUUUUGGACUGCUCUAUACUUGGCAGGGUAGCAAUGCUGAUCUGAAACCUACUACCCUCAUGGCUCAUCAGGAUACAGUUCCUGUGCCAUCUGAUACUAUUGCAUCGUGGGAAUACCCACCCUGGAGCGGUGCCUAUGAUGGGAAAUACAUCUGGGGCCGUGGCUCAAGCGACUGUAAAAACCAGCUUGUUGCGACUUUAGAAACUGUCGAAUUACUUCUUGCGGCUAAAUUUGAGCCUAAACGUACAAUCUUACUCUCAUACGGUUUCGACGAAGAAACGCACGGUUUCCACGGAGCGGGAAAUAUCUCGGCUGUGCUCCAUGAACGGUAUGGAGACGAUGGUCUCGCCGUUGUCGUCGAUGAAGGAGCAGGGUUUGAGGAAGCUUGGGGAACUCUCUUUGCGAAGCCUGGGGCCGCUGAGAAAGGAUCAACUAAUGUUGUCAUUACCGUUCGCUCACCUGGCGGCCACUCUUCGAUUCCACAUGACCAUACCAGUAUCGGUAUUCUCAGCGAGCUGGUUUAUCUGAUCGAAUCCACGCAAUACCGGACUAAGCUGUACGAUGAGAAUCCGUACUUUACUCAACUCCAAUGUGGAGCUGCUUAUUCGCCUAAGUUUGAUCCCAAGCUGAAGAAACUUCUCGAUGAACGGCUGCAAUCUCGUGGCACUGGCGCGGCUCAUCAUGAUCCGCUUGCGUUGGAAGCGGCUAAACAAGGUGCAAGCAUUAAGUAUCUGUUGCAGACUUCGCAAGCUGUAGAUAUCAUUUCUGGAGGCGUCAAAGUCAAUGCUUUGCCAGAGCGCGCCCAAGCAAUUAUCAAUCAUCGGAUCAAUGUAGGCGAAACUGCCCAGGUGAUCUUCGAUCACCUCACCAAAGUCGCUGCCCACGUGUCCUCAAAACACAACUUAACCCUCCAUGCAUUCGACAACAUCGAAGAAGCGUCCUCCAUCAGUCUAGCCCACAACGGCAUACUCGACCCCGCGCCCGUUACACCAUCCGACGGCUCAGUCACAAGUCCCUUCUCCAUCCUCGCCGCCACCGUCCGAGCCGUGUACGGAGAGGAAGUAAUCGUCACGCCAGGAAUCAUGACUGGGAACACUGACACACGCUUCUUUUGGGAUCUGUCGAAACAUCUUUUUCGCUUUGCGCCCGGAUAUGAUCGGGAUGAUGAGGCGGGUUUGGGAGGUAUUCAUACGAUUAAUGAGAAGGCUUCGGUGGAGAAUCAUGUUAAUGCUGUGAAGUGGUUUACGCUGUUUGUGAGGAACUUUGAUGAAGUGGAGGACUUGUGAGUAAGCAAACAAGCACAAAGUGGAGAGAGGGGGUUUUGAUUGAAGCAUCCGUUUCCGCAGAGAAUGGUCUGCUUUAAUUCUGUCAGCAUCAAGUUAUUUUGAGAUUUCUUUUUCCUUUUCAAAAAGUACCGGGUGUCCCGAGUAACAAUCUCAGUACAGGUACAUGUAUAGAAAAGUGUUAAAGUGGAGUAACUUCAGGCCCUACCUAGACACCUACUUGCGGAGGUCCUUUGACAUUUCGCUGCAUCAUGUGAAUGGGUUUAUAUUGCAAUAUAUGAGAUCGAUGGUUGAAAAAUACUC